Rosa chinensis is the source of this 777-nucleotide messenger RNA. Its product is annotated as probable inactive leucine-rich repeat receptor-like protein kinase At3g03770. The record is from RefSeq and is a predicted model, not a curated record. The transcript has 3 exons. Lineage: Eukaryota; Viridiplantae; Streptophyta; Magnoliopsida; Rosales; Rosaceae. Bases 30 to 482 code for a protein of 150 amino acids.
GCACUGUUAAAGGUUACAAAUACAAAAUCAUGAUUCAGUUUGACGUGAACUUGACCGAAAACUAUAGAAGGUUUGAUUUUGAUGAUAAUAUGCAGCUUUACAAAGGUAGACUAAAGAAUGGGAUCCAAGUUGUUAUUAGGUGCCUGCUUGUAUCAAAGAAAUACACAAUUCGAAAUCUUAAACUCUCCGGUUGGAUUUUGCUUGCCAAGCUUCGUCACCCGUAUUUAGGACACUGCCUCGACGGUGGUGGAGAUGAUUACAGUGUGAACAAGGUGUAUCUUGUAUCUGAGUAUGUGGCAAAUGGGACCUUUCGUGCUAAACUCUCUGGUAGGCCUGAAAAAGUUUUCAACUGGCCACAAAGAUUGUCAGUCCUCAUCGGUGUGACCAAGGCUGUGCAGUGUGCACUUCCUACAUACUGGAAUUAUUCCAGGUUUCUUGAGCAACCGGCUGAAGACGAACAACAUCUUGCUCAAUUUCAAUGAGCAUGAUAAUGCAAAAUUGAGCAACUACGGACUGUCCAUUAUCUCAGAAGAAACUGAUAAGUCUAUGGCAAACGAAGGCCGUAAGUCAUGGUAAGAUUUCCUUUUAUUGAAGCAGUGAUGUCACUAGAGUCAUUUAGUUGUUGAGAGUUGACCAUGAGGAUGCUAUGUGUUGUAACAUUUUAAUAUUUUAUUUAUUAUUGAAAUUAAAUUUGGGUGAAUUUAUUUUGUGUUUAAAAUCUGAAUUUAUUUGUGUGUUUAAAUUCAGAAUUUAUUUUGAAUUUUAUUUUGUAACUCA